AUGGAGAUACAAUUCAUAAUAUUACUCUUCUCAUGUGCUCUACUUGUUCACCUAUCAGAUUCUAAAGCAGUAGACAACAUUUAUGCAAAUCAGGCUAUCAAAGAUGAUGGCAACACACUUAUUUCACCUGGCGGGAUGUUCGAGUUAGGAUUUUUUAGUCCUGGAAAAUCCAAGAAUCGGUACGUGGGGAUAUGGUACAAGAAUAUAUCAGUGUGUACUCCCGUGUGGGUUGCAAACAGGGAGACGCCGGUUGCCAAUAAAACGGGCAUCUUCAUGCUCACUCAUGAAGGAAAUCUAGUUAUAUUGCCAGAUGGUGGAAAUACUAAAAUCUGGUCAUCCAAUUCGACGUCUUUGACUAUGAUCAAUCCAAUUGCACGGAUUCUUGACACCGGAAAUCUUGUUCUUUGGGAUUAUGAUAGUACCAAUAAUCAAAACCUGAUUUGGCAGAGUUUUGAUAAUACUGGUGACACAUUUCUACCAGGAAUGAAAUUUGGAAAGGAUUUAAGAACAGGCUUAGAGAGGCGUAUGACAUCUUGGAAGAGUCCUGAUGAUCCUUCCCAGGGUGAAUAUGUACAUUGGGUAGACACAAAUGGAUAUCCACAAUUGUUUGGGAGCAAAGGUAAUGUUUUGCAAUCAAGAAUUGGACCAUGGAAUGGUCUUGGAUUUAGCGGGCUUCCUAGUGACACGCCAAAUCCAAUUUACGCAAUGGAGUUUGUUGUUAAUGAGGAAGAAAUAUAUCAUACAUAUGAACUCAAAUCUUCAGUUAUUCAACGCAUACAUUUGACAUGGGACGGAAAGAUAUUGCAAAUGCAUUGGAUAGAACGAUUACAAGACUGGGUUGUAUAUGUAGAUAUUGGAGUAGACAGUUAUAAUAGUUAUGCAGUAUGCGGGCCUUUUGGAAGCCAUAACAUCAAUAGGCGUCCCCUUUGCAGUUGUUUGAAAGGUUUUGAACCAAAACUUCCAAAUGAAUGGAAAGCAUCAGAUUGGUCAAGCGGAUGUCAACGAAAAAGGCCUUUAGAUUGCUCAAGUGGAGAUGGCUUCCGGAAAAUAUCAGGAGUGAAACUUCCAGACACACGACAUUCAUGGUACAAUGUGAGCAUGACCUUAGGUGAAUGCGAGAUGGCUUGCAGAAGGAAUUGCAGUUGUACAGCUUAUGCAAACUUAGACAUUAGGGGAAGUGGGUGUUUGUUGUGGUUUGAUGAGCUUAUGGAUAUCAGAGAAUAUGAUGUAAACCACAAUCUUUACAUAAGAAUGGCUGCCUCUGAAUUAGCAGGAAAUAGCUACAACACGAAGAAAGGAGUGCUCUUAAUUACCUCAGCUGGGGUAUUACUGUUGUUCGCAGUCGUCGCUUAUGCUUGUAAGAAGAAAGGACCUUAUAUGAAAGGAAGAGGAAUCUGGGAUGCUCGUAAUAAAAAGAAUAACAGUGUUCAGAUAGAAGAUACUGAUGACCUGCCCUUUUUCAGCCUGUAUGAAAUAGCCAAGGCUACUGAAAACUUCAGUAUCAAUAACAAAAUUGGAGAAGGUGGCUUUGGUCUUGUUUACAAGGGUGUGUUGGUAGACGGGCGAGAGGUAGCUGUGAAAAGGCUCUCCGAAUCAUCCAAGCAAGGACUUGAUGAAUUCAAGAAUGAGAUCAUGUGUAUUGCCAAACUUCAGCACCGAAACCUUGUAAAGAUUCUCGGAUAUUGCAUUCACGGAAAUGAAAUGAUUUUGGUUUAUGAAUACAUGGCUAACAAAAGCUUGGACUCAUUUCUAUUUGAUGAAACCAGAAGUUCAAUGCUUGACUGGCCUUGCCGUUUUCAGAUUAUCCAUGGGAUGGCUCGAGCUAUUCUAUAUCUACAUCAAGAUUCCUGCCUCCAAAUCAUCCAUAGAGAUCUCAAGGCAGGCAAUGUUCUGUUGGAUGCUGACAUGAACCCAAAAAUCUCAGACUUUGGCCUUGCCAGAAAGUUUGUCGGAUCUGAUACUCUCACCAAAACAAAGAACGUGGUGGGAACAUAUGGUUACAUUUCUCCAGAGUACGCAGUACACGGGAAGUUUUCCACAAAGUCAGAUGUAUUUAGCUUUGGUGUUUUGGUGUUGGAGAUAGUGAGCGGUAAAAAAAACACAGGAUUUUCUCAUGAAGAUCACAGUGACAACCUUCUUGGACAUGCAUGGAGACUCUACAAAGAGAAUAGAUCAAUUGAACUCAUGAGUGCGUCUUUACGUGACUCAUGCAUCAUAUCUGAAGUGCUGCGAUCAAUACAUGUUGGGCUAUUAUGUGUGCAACAUCAUCCAGAAGAUAGACCAACUAUGAUGUCAGUGAUCCUGAUGCUGAUCAGCGAGGGCAUGUUGCCUAAACCUAAACAACCUGCCUUUUUCACAGGAGAAAGUCGUGGGGAAGUUCAGUCUGUAUCAUCAGCUGAUGAAUACAUGAUAACGCAAUUGAUUGCUCGGUAAAAAGCACAUAUUAAUGACAAAAAAAAUUUGAAAUAUACCCGCAACAGUUUCUUAGUAAUAAUUCAUAUAUAGUUGAAGCAUGUGGCAUCUUUUUUUUUUCUCCUUAUAAUUCAAUCUUCUUCCUAUA
Erigeron canadensis is the source of this 2560-nucleotide messenger RNA. Its product is annotated as G-type lectin S-receptor-like serine/threonine-protein kinase At4g27290. Gene Ontology annotation, biological process: protein phosphorylation; recognition of pollen. The coding region runs from base 1 to 2433 and encodes 810 amino acids. NCBI's taxonomy places the organism in Eukaryota, Viridiplantae, Streptophyta, Magnoliopsida, Asterales, Asteraceae. The transcript is spliced from 7 exons. The record is from RefSeq and is a predicted model, not a curated record. Gene Ontology annotation, molecular function: ATP binding; protein serine/threonine kinase activity.